AUGGCCGGCACAUUCUCCGUUAUCAAGACGCUGAUCGUCCCUGCCAUCAUCGCCCUCCUCGUCUUCCUCUUGCUCACGUACCUGGUCAUACCUGUCUGGCAGCAUUACAGAACUCGAUACAGCCACUACCUGCCCGUCGAAAGCUUAUCGAACCACACUUCAUCGCUGCGGGAGAGGAUACAGGGUGCCAUGGCCCGGAUGGUGGUUCCCUCGACGUGGCGACAACGGUUACAAGAGCGACUGGUGGUCGCGGACCACGAGGACAUUGAGAUCAACUCGGAAGAGGGCGAGGAGCUCGCCGAUGUUGUCACCGACAGCCUACGGCAACGAACAGACCAUCCGGAUCACACGCGAAGACUAAGUCGAGAGUAUGCCCUUCCAGUCGUGAUUGUUGAUUGUAUUCCGCGUGCCAAGACUAAUGUCUGCUGGUGCUUUAGUUUGGAACAAGGCUUCAUGGACGACAGCGACGAAGAUGACGAGCCAAGGAGGUGA
Molecule: messenger RNA, 492 nt
Organism: Thyridium curvatum
Lineage: Eukaryota; Fungi; Ascomycota; Sordariomycetes; Thyridiales; Thyridiaceae
Exons: 2
Coding region: 1-492 (163 amino acids)
Source: RefSeq, a predicted model, not a curated record